This is a messenger RNA of Cherax quadricarinatus, 1650 nucleotides long. RefSeq names its product UDP-glucosyltransferase 2-like. Gene Ontology annotation, molecular function: UDP-glycosyltransferase activity. The record is from RefSeq and is a predicted model, not a curated record. Lineage: Eukaryota; Metazoa; Arthropoda; Malacostraca; Decapoda; Parastacidae.
AUGAGCCAGUGUAGUCACUGACAUCACUGGUUCAGACAACAUCACGUUCUGUGGCACUCGAGCAAGUUUAGACAUUCUUAAUGUAUGUUACCCGAGAGUCGCGUCAGAUGCAGUGGUGGGUAGCAGUGUUGGUGGGUGCUGCAGUGUUACAGGCAGUGUUAGCUAGCAGAGUGCUCUUCUUGGCACCCAUCGCUUCUCAAAGCCACAAAAACUUUUUCAUGGGCAUUGUCAAUGCUUUGGCUGAUGAUGAAAACCAGGUUACAAUGGUGUCUUCAUUUAAGCCAUCUAAGGUGAGGGAAAAUGUGCGUGAGGUGGUCCUGACAGGCGUGGAUCUUUCCGAUUAUUUUCCGAAUUUCUUUACUGGGCAUCGAAUGACUGCCCCUAUCAUUCUCAUGGGUUUUACGCCCAGUGUUUGUGCUGAUGCUCUGGGCAAGGAAGAAGUUCAGAAUUUACUGAAAGAAGAUUUUGAUUUGGUUCUCCUCAGCGUGUUUAUGUCCGACUGUUUCUUGUCAGUAGUUCAUCAACUGAAGGUUCCUUUCAUAUAUGUGAGUCCGUCUGGGUUGAUAGGGCCACUUGCGUCGAAUGGUAACACACGUUUUCCUUCCUAUGAUGCCUCUCCUAUGUUAGAGUACAGGUAUCCUAUGACCUUCAUGGAGCGAGCAAUCAGCACUUUGUCUGAUGUGGCCAUGGAUGUGGUCUUCUCUUACUACGUGGCCUACAGAAUGGAGCCUGAAUGUCGUCGCCGAGGUCUUUGUUCAGAUGAUAUGCCAAGUCUUUUAGAAAUUCGCAAAAAUGUUAGUCUUUUAUUGAUAAACAGUGUACAAACCGUUGAUUACCCAGCUCGUCCCAUUGUUCCUGCCGUGGUGAGUUGUGGAGGCAUCCAUCUCCGUCCAGCACAGCCUCUCCCACAAGACCUUGAAGACUGGGUGCAAGGUGCUGGUGAUGCUGGCUUCAUCUUCUUCAGUCUUGGCUCGUCUGUACCACCUUCCACCAUGCCAGAGGAGUACCGCACUGUCCUGGUUCAAGUGUUUGCUUCCCUCAAGCAGAGAGUCUUGUGGAAGUGGGAUAAGGACACUAUGGAUGACCUGCCCCCAAAUGUCCGUCUUGGCAAGUGGCUCCCACAACAAGAUAUUCUUGGUGACCCUCGCUUGCGUUUGUUCAUCACACACGGUGGGUUGUUGAGCACCCUGGAGUCCAUGUACCACGGUGUAUCAGUGCUGGGGAUCCCUCUGUUUGCUGACCAGCAAGCCAACAUAAUCAAGGUGCAGAGGGAUGGCUGGGGCAAAGUGCUCUUCUGGGACCAACUUACCUUUGAUAAUCUCAAGAAUACGAUCAAUAUCGUCAUGAAUGACACAAGCAUGAAAACUGAGGUAGCAAGAUGGUCCAAAGUUAUGAUAGAUCGUCCACAAGAGCCAGCAGAGGUGGCCCUCUACUGGAUCAAGUAUGUUAUACGACACCAGGGAGCAUACCAUCUCCGGUGUCCUGCUGCCACCAUGACAUGGUACCAGCUGUAUAAUGUGGACGUAUGGGCAGCAGUGAUAGUUCUUUUGGUCAUUCUCAGUUAUAUUUCAUUACGGCUUGUAAUUUCCUUAUGUUUCUGGCUCUGUUUCUCCAGGACCAAAACCAAAACUGAUUAAAAAUUUAUCUCAA